Alosa alosa (allis shad) is the source of this 2804-nucleotide messenger RNA. RefSeq names its product DEAD-box helicase 3 X-linked a (gene ddx3xa). The record is from RefSeq and is a predicted model, not a curated record. Gene Ontology annotation, cellular component: nucleus; P granule. Gene Ontology annotation, molecular function: RNA binding; ATP binding; RNA helicase activity. NCBI's taxonomy places the organism in Eukaryota, Metazoa, Chordata, Actinopteri, Clupeiformes, Clupeidae. Gene Ontology annotation, biological process: cell differentiation; gamete generation.
GUGUAGAUCUAGUCUGUCUACAGCCAAUGAUAUCUCGCGGUACCUGCUCUUUAGGCUUUAUUCCACCGCGGACAAAACUGGGAAAGGUGUUAAUCGGAGUGGAGUGAAUUCCGGGCAGUUUUUUUGGCAGCCCAUCUUAGGCUUAAGAUAAUACAUUUAUUAAUUAGAGGUAUACAUUUAGUCGGUGAGCAUUACACAAAACUAUAUUAGAAACAAGGACGAGUGACGUCGUUGGCAAAGGAGACCUAGAAACCCCCUGCUAGUGAGUUAGCUUGCUAACAAAGAAAACCUUUUCUCAUUUGAAGUGAUCCACACUAUCUACUUUAGUUAUGAGUCAUGUGGUCGUCGACAAUUCACACGGUCUAGAGCAGCAGCUUGCUGUCCUAGACUUGAACUCUGUGGACGUACAGGGUGGUGGAACAGGCAGGCGUUACAUUCCGCCUCACUUGAGAAACAAAGAGGCUUCUAAAAAUGCAGGAAAUGCUUUUCCCUCUGGUAGACAGAGCGGUUAUUCAGUGCCACCAGUAAGGAGCUGUUACCCAAGAUACCAAUCCCAGGAGAUUUCCUAUUAUCACAGCUACGGUGGUGGCUGGUCCGAGAGAUGUGUCUCCCCGGCCUAUACUGACACCAGUGUGACGAUGGACGGAAAUGACGACACGUCAAGUGUCUGCAGCUGGGCUGAUCGCUGUGAUUCCCCAGGAUGGGAUGGUGGGCGCAGCAACGGCUUUGUGAAUGGCUACCAUGACAACCGGAUGAAUGGCGGCGGAAACAACUUUGGGCGUGGCCCACCUCGUAACGACGGAAGGGGAGGCGGGCGUGGCGGUUUCCGUGGAAACCGUGGCGGCACCUUCACCCAGCCCAUGCACAAUGCAGUACCUUAUGGAUAUGAAAACAAAGAUGGCGGCUGGAACGCAGGGGCCAACAGGGAUGCCUACAGUAGCUUUGGAGCACGGACUGACCGUGGCAAAUCUGCUUUCUUUAACGACAGAGGCACUGGGUCCAGAGGAAGGUACGAGCGCGGUGGCUUCAGUGCCGGAGGGAACAGCCGCUGGGUGGAAGAAUCCAGAGAUGAAGAGGACUGGUCCAAACCCACCCCUCCCAACGAGCGCCUGGAACAUGAGCUGUUCGCUGCCAGCAACACAGGGAUUAACUUUGAGAAGUAUGACGACAUUCCUGUGGAAGCCACUGGCUCCAGUUCCCCUCCUCACAUCGAGAGCUUCCAUGAUGUGGACAUGGGGGAGAUCAUCAUGGGCAACAUUGCUCUGAGCCGCUACACACGGCCCACCCCGGUACAGAAGUAUGCCAUCCCCAUCAUCAAGGCCAAGAGAGACCUGAUGGCGUGCGCUCAGACAGGCUCUGGGAAGACUGCAGCCUUCCUGCUGCCCAUCCUCAGUCAGAUCUACACAGAGGGCCCUGGAGAGGCCCUGCAGGCUGCCAAGAACAGUGGGCAGGAGAAUGGGAAAUAUGGACGCCGCAAGCAAUUCCCCAUUUCUCUGGUGCUGGCACCAACCCGUGAGCUGGCCCUUCAGAUCUACGACGAGUCCCGCAAGUUUGCCUACCGCUCCCGCGUGCGGCCGUGCGUGGUGUACGGCGGGGCCGACAUCGGGCAGCAGAUCCGCGACCUGGAGCGAGGCUGCCACCUGCUGGUGGCCACGCCCGGGCGUCUGGUUGACAUGAUGGAGAGGGGCAAGAUCGGUCUCGACUACUGCAAUUACCUGGUCCUGGAUGAGGCUGACCGUAUGCUGGACAUGGGCUUUGAGCCCCAGAUCCGCCGCAUCGUAGAGCAGGACACCAUGCCCCCGAAAGGGGUCCGCCACACUAUGAUGUUCAGCGCCACCUUCCCCAAGGAGAUCCAGAUCCUUGCCAGAGACUUCCUGGAGGAGUACAUCUUCCUGGCUGUGGGCCGCGUAGGCUCCACCUCUGAGAACAUCACCCAAAAGGUGGUGUGGGUUGAGGAGAGCGACAAGCGCUCCUUCCUGCUGGACCUGCUCAAUGCCACAGGUAAAGACUCGCUCACACUAGUGUUUGUGGAGACCAAGAAGGGGGCCGAUGCCCUAGAGGACUUCCUCUACCGUGAGGGCUAUGCCUGCACCAGUAUCCACGGCGACCGUUCCCAGAGAGACCGUGAAGAAGCACUGCACCAGUUCCGCUCCGGACGCUGCCCCAUCAUGGUUGCCACUGCGGUGGCUGCCCGUGGGCUGGAUAUCUCUAAUGUGAAGCAUGUCAUCAACUUUGACCUGCCCAGUGAUAUUGAGGAGUACGUCCACCGCAUUGGGCGUACCGGCCGUGUGGGGAACCUCGGUCUGGCCACUUCCUUCUACAAUGACAAGAACAGCAACAUCACAAAGGACCUGCUGGACAUCCUGGUUGAGUCCAAGCAGGAAGUGCCCUCCUGGCUGGAGAGCCUGGCCUAUGAGCACCAGCACAAGAGCAGCAACCGUGGUCGCUCCAAGAGGUUCUCUGGGUUUGGAGCCAGAGACUACCGACAGAUGUCUGGCGGUGGAAACACCUUUGGCAAUCGUGGUGCUCGUAGUGCGGGUGGCCAUGGAGGAAACCGUGGCUUCGGUGGAAAUAAAGGUGGCUUUGGGAGCUUUGGAAAUGAUGGCUACGGCGGGAGCUAUGGGGGCAGUUAUGGGGGCAACUACAACCAGGUGGACUGGUGGGGCAAUUAGAUAUAGAACCCCUACCCACAGGGUUAUCACUAUGCCAAAACAGCAGAAAAGAAAAAUAAAUAAAAUGGGAAACCACAUGUUAAAAAAAACAAAAACAAAAAAAAAAAACGAAACCUAGCCAGACCAUACUCC